Messenger RNA from Fusarium falciforme, 3501 nucleotides. RefSeq lists its product as hypothetical. The coding region runs from base 1 to 3501 and encodes 1166 amino acids. NCBI's taxonomy places the organism in Eukaryota, Fungi, Ascomycota, Sordariomycetes, Hypocreales, Nectriaceae. The transcript is spliced from 10 exons. Gene Ontology annotation, molecular function: ATP-dependent chromatin remodeler activity; ATP binding. The record is from RefSeq and is a predicted model, not a curated record.
AUGGGCACCAAUCCCUCACCAAGGAAUGGGCCUCCCAUCUCGGGGCCUGGCGCCGAUGCCAGUAGCCCUCCAGCUCCUCAACCUUUCGAGAAAGAAAAGUCUCCCGUCGUUAUGGCCGUGACCGAGCCUCGGGUUUCUCUACACCAGGCACCCUCUGGGCCUGCUGAAGCCCAACCUUCCAGUUCUAACCGCGACCUGUCUCAUCCCCUCAUCGACACAUCUGAAGAGAACUUGCUCAAGCUCCAAGACCACCUGAGACACGAAAGGAUCGAAACGAGAAGCACUCUGGCCUCUGUCAAGAACGAAGACAGCGUUGGCAAACACUUCUCAGUCAUGGGUGAAGGGAGUCACAACGCAUCAGCGGAUGGCCUUGGCGAUGUAGAGAUGCUUGACUCUACAGCAAACGACGUCGACGAAUCCGAAGUCGAAAACGACAAUGAAGAUGACUCGGACUUUCACUCCCAAAGCGACUCCGACUCUGACGGCUGCGAAAAGGCUGGUAGACGUGGUAAACACCGACGUGCCAAACCUGGUACCACUUCGUCACCUCAGGCCCCGACAAGCCUCCAAAAACUCGAGAAUCUGCGAAACAAGCUGUUUUUUAAGCAGAUGACGGAAGGAUUGACAGGCGAUGAGCCCCAGAUGUUGGAACUCCUGGAGAAGCAGGUUUCGGAGGCUCAGAGUAAGCUCGACCAGGGCUUGGCAAUCAAGAAGGAAGAUGCGACACAGAAGAAGCAGCGAAGAAGAGUGGUGAAGACUGCUCGAGAGUACUGGCAGAGGGAGCUCGAAGAAGAGGCCCAAAGAGAGGCAGAACAGGAAGAAAAGAAGCGAAAGUGUGAAGACGAGGCUGAGGGUUCCAACAAAGCCCGAAAGACAGCAGCUGAAUCCACUCGGAAACAAAAUGCCAAACACUCAGCUGACAGAGCGAGUAUGUUGCACAGUCUUGUCAAUGUGGAUCGAAGCAUCCAAGAUGGGAAUGUGCCAACUAUGGGCGCCAUUCAAGCUCGCACCCAUGGCGACCAGAUGAAGCAAAUCAUGAAAGGCAUCCCAGAAGGGUUCGACACCAGACGCACCAGGACACAGGCGAAAGAUGUUCAACAAGCCAAAUCUUCUUUCGGCUACAGAAAGGUUGAAGCCCUCAACGGAACGUGGAAGCUUAAAGGCAUGACCACUGGCCUCCUGAACCAGCAGAUUGUCGCCUCAGCCUGGAUGGCCAAGAGAGAAGCUCAAGAGCUGCACCCCGCCGGGGGUUUGCUGGCCGAUGACAUGGGGCUGGGCAAGACAAUCACAACUCUUGCUUGCAUUGUUGGCCAUCCCCCGGAGAAGGAGGAUCGUGAUGAGUUCAGCAGGGCGACGCUUGUCGUCGUGGGUGGCCCUCAAGAUGCAAAGCAGUGGUCUGACCAAACUGAGAGACACUGUGACGAAAAGUUCUUUUCCAAGACAACCAUCUACUCCAAGAAGAUCCCCUGGAAAGCGGAACAAUGGGGCCGACGCAACAUAGUGAUCACCACCUACAAGGAGCUAGUGGCGCAGUUCCCCAAGAAGAGUGUCAUUCAGGCAUUGAGAGGAGAAUGGGCUGGCGACUCGGCGGGCUUUGAGAGAGCUCUGCAACGCAAUCUUGGGCAGCUUUUCAAGAUCAACUGGUAUCGAGUCGUCCUGGAUGAAGCCCAUACCAUCAAGAAUCGCACAUCUAGCACUACUCUCGCUUGCUGGCAACUGAGUGCCAAGUUUCGAUGGGUAGUCAGUGGAACACCCAUCUCAAACACGGUAGAAGAGUUUUAUCCCUACCUGAGAUUCCUUGGGUGUCGUUUCGCUGUGAAUCUGAAAAGGUUCAAGGCCGAGUACCUGGACGGGGGAAAUUCAACCGAGAACUUCGAAGCCCUCGUUAGCCUGGUCAUGUACAGACGCAAGCAGGAUGAAACUUUCCUGGGACGCAGGAUCGUUAGCCUUCCGGAUAGCCACAGCCAGGACCUAUGGGCCCCCCUUGAGGAUUGGGAAAUGGCCAUGAUGCGGGCACUGGACAAUCAGUACGAAAAAGACGAAAAGGACAAAAGGAACAAAAAGGAACAACCUGCCGAGGGGAAGAAUGAUGAGGAACAAGAAGAUGAAGACAAAACCGAGAAUACCGACCAAGUACAUGGAACCGCUGACGAGGAAGAAGAUGACGAGGCCGAUGCACAGGACGAUACUCACAAGCCCCAGUCUGCCACCGCGAUCCGAUGGAAACGAUUCGUGAGACUUCGUCAAGCGGUAUCCCACCCACUCAAUCUCGAGAAGUUUCUUCGAGAGAGCGACCGUGAGGAGAGUAUUCAGAUGGCCAUGGAGCGACUCAAAGAAGAGGCUGAAGCGAUUCAGAAUGAUGCUGACAAGGCUGAGGCCCACGCUGAACAACUAGCACAGGACAAAGCCGGUCGAGAGACGUUCUCCGCAGGAGCCCAUCAGAUCGAAACCCUGUACAAGGACUGGUUCGGUGGUGCUGAAGAGAUGGCUCAGCUACGCGCCCUUGCUGCCAACGAGCAUGAAGUCAAAGAGGUGACCUGCGGCCUUUGUAAGAAGGCAACACCUCCUGUGGACCCAACUCGAAAUGCGAAUUGCGAGCAUAUCUUUUGCGAAAAGUGCAUUAUUGUUGGCGUUUCCAAGGCGACAGGGUCAGUGAAGCUCGGGUUCAAAUGCCCUAAUCCUGAAUGCUUCGCCAAACUGGCCGUUGGAGAGAGCUUGACGACACCUGCGUGUAUCCAGACAGAAGUGGACAGAGCCAAAGUACUCAAGACCUUCCAAGAACCUGGAAAAGACAGCAUUGGAACCAAAUGGGGUGGCGAUCGCGACGGACGCACCUCCUUCUUCCUCGCCACUUCCGGACGCGACGACAUCCACUACGGCCCCGUCAACAUGCCUUUGGGCUCCAAGGUCAAAGCCACGAUGGAGGUGAUUUUGACGUGGGUCAAGGAAGCGCCCGAGGACAAGAUAAUUGUCUUUGUCGAGUUCACCAGAACUGCGAAAGCACUGGGGUGCAUCCUUGAGAAGAUGGGGCUCAACUUUCUGUACUACAACAGAACGGCCAAUGCCAAGCAGAAAGACAAGGCUUUGCGCGAGUUCCGCGAGAACCCUGAACAAAAGAUCUUUCUAGCAUCGAUGAAAUGCGGUGGGCAAGCGCUGGACUUGCCUGUAGCCAACCGUGUCAUCAUUGUCGACCUUUGGUACAACAAGACGGUCGAGCAGCAGGCCUUCAAGCGAGUUCACCGAAUCGGGCAGAAGAAGGAGACGCAUCUUGUGCGAAUCCUGGCCAGAGGCAGCAUCGACGAACGCCUCUACAUCCUUCAGAACGCCAAGGAAGCCAUCGUCAAUCGCGCCCUCCAGGAUGACGGUCACCUCAUCACCUUCUCGGAAGGCGAGUCACUCCGCUGGCUCUUCUCGGACAAGACUGAAGAGGAUUUGAUCCAAGACAUGGAUGCGAAGGCCCGGGGAAUGAAGGACAAGGCGGAGGAGAAGAAGAAGGCCUGA